AAUAUAAGUAGUAGUUUAUAUUUUGAUAGUUUUAACACUAUUUAAUAUAAAAUGUGUAUAUUUUAUAACAUUUUAUACAGCUAAAUUGUUUAACCAUUGAACCAUGCUCAGGCCUGACAACCCUAAUGCUCUCUUGCGCCGCCGCUCUCAGGCAACCAGACGUCACCAGCUGAGCCACCAACAACAAUCGCCUUCGUCACCAGAUGUAUUUUGGUGUUGUUGCUGGUUGCAUUUUAUUUGGUUUAAAAAACUAAAAAGAGAGCAAACAAACGGUGGGAAAGCAUUCCGCGACAACGCAACAAUUUGCAGUCAACCAGCACGUGUGCCACUAAGCCAAAAUUAGAAACGGGACGAGAGCAGGAGGAACACUGUGCCAGCGAGUGACGUGCUUGACAUUGAACAACAUUCGCGCGGGUCUCAGUCUCAGUGAAAUAGGCGAAAAUAAAACGAGGAAGCGCCAAUAUAACCAAUACCAACAUAACGCGUCAGCCGUAUCAGCUGUUGGCCAAGUGCGUGCGGGUGAAAAAAUUCAUUAUUAAUUGUGCCACAGGCGAAGUCACAGCCGAACGGAUUCCUCACCCGUUUUCCACAUUCCCUCCUCAUCUGAGUUGAGUUUCCAGUGCAGCGACACUAGCAGUACGAGCAGCAGGGGCAGCGGCAGCGGCAGCAGUCUGAACUGGAAAUUGCAGGCAAUUGAGCGAGCAUUUACUCAAAUCACUGUUGUGUAAUCACUUGUAAAAGAUGAGCGCUCCUCCCAAGAAGCACACCUCCAAUGCCAUCAAAUUUCUAUUUGGUGGCCUCUCCGGAAUGGGAGCCACCAUAGUGGUUCAGCCUCUGGAUUUGGUGAAAACCCGCAUGCAGAUCUCUGGAGCUGGCAGUGGAAAGAAGGAGUUCAGGAACUCCUUCCAUUGCAUGCAAACGAUUGUCAGCAAGGAGGGAGUCCUGGCUCUCUACACGGGAAUCGGAGCUGCCUUGCUGCGACAGGCCACCUACACCACCAGUAGGUUGGGCAUUUAUACUUACCUGAACGAUCAGUUUCUGGAGCGAUUCAAGCACAACCCCGGCGUUCUGCACAGUAUGGUGAUGGGAACGGUAGCCGGAGCCUGUGGUGCGUUCAUCGGUACUCCCGCUGAGGUGGCGCUUAUACGGAUGACCUCCGAUGGACGCCUGCCGGUGGCGGAGAGGAGGAACUAUACCAGCGUGCUUAAUGCCCUGUCCAGAAUCACGACUGAGGAAGGAGUCGCAGCCCUCUGGAAGGGAAGCUUGCCCACCGUGGGCCGAGCCAUGAUAGUGAACAUGACCCAAUUGGCCAGUUACUCCCAGUUCAAGGCCUACUUCCGGGAUGGGCCUCUUAAAAUGCAAGAGGGCAUUCCAUUGCACUUCUGUGCCAGUAUGCUGAGCGGUCUCUUGACCACCAUGACGUCCAUGCCAUUGGAUAUUGCCAAAACUCGCAUCCAAAACAUGAAGACCAUUGAUGGCAAACCCGAGUACCGGGGUACUGUCGAUGUGUUAUAUAGGGUGGCCCGCCAGGAGGGCCUCUUCUCGCUGUGGAAGGGAUUCACACCCUACUACUGCCGGUUAGGUCCGCACACUGUGCUGACCUUCAUUUUGCUGGAGCAGCUCAACAAGGCCUAUAACACAUACAUUAAUAGCGCCAAAGCCAAUGUGUAGAAAUAGCGGCCAGAGGAAAACAGAUUAUCGAAGCGUGUAAAUAACGUUAAGUUUAAACCAACAUAGGGCAUUUAAAUGUCGGCAAUUCCGGAGACAAUAUUACGAUUUAACGACGAUUAGCUUGGAAGAAAGUUUUGUAGCGCCAUUAUAAUGGAUUCUCAAUAAAGCACAUGUUAAAAGUG
Molecule: messenger RNA, 1853 nt
Organism: Drosophila ananassae
Lineage: Eukaryota; Metazoa; Arthropoda; Insecta; Diptera; Drosophilidae
Product: mitochondrial 2-oxoglutarate/malate carrier protein
Exons: 2
Coding region: 742-1671 (309 amino acids)
Biological process (GO): malate transmembrane transport; thiosulfate transport; oxaloacetate transport
Molecular function (GO): malate transmembrane transporter activity; antiporter activity; succinate transmembrane transporter activity
Source: RefSeq, a predicted model, not a curated record